ACUCUCUCUUUCCCUGUCACUGAUCUAAGAUCUCCUGUUUCUCUUCUUCUCUCUCACGAGUUCUCACUUCUCAUUUCACACCCUCUCUCUCUCUUUCUCUCUCAUCACUCUUUCUCUCUCUAAACCUCGCCAUUCAUCACCACCUCCCUGUUCCUCAGAGAACAACGAGAUUCAAACAUCAUUGUUUUCUUCGGAUCCGCUCUGGUUUUUGUGUAAAAGUGGUUGGUGUUCUUCAUGUGUGGCUGGUGAGAGCAGCCUGAGAACACAACAACAUUACUGUCACUCACCACCACCACGAUGAACACCGGUGGUCGACUCAUUGCUGGUUCGCACAACAGGAACGAGUUCGUGCUCAUCAAUGCCGACGAAAAUGCAAGGAUUAAGUCUGUCCAAGAAUUGAGCGGACAAAUAUGUCACAUUUGUGGGGACGAGAUAGAGAUUGCAGAGGAUGGGGAGCCCUUUGUUGCUUGCAAUGAGUGUGCUUUUCCUGUUUGUCAACAGUGCUAUAAAUAUGAGAGACUAGAGGGGAAUCAAGCAUGUCCUCAGUGCAAGACCAGAUACAAACGCAUCAAAGGAUGUCCCAGGGUUGAAGGCGAUGAGGAUGAGGAUGAUACUGAUGACCUAGACAAUGAGUUUAGCUAUGCACAUGCUGAUGCUUUGGGUUUGCAACCAACUACAGAUUCAAUGCUUUCUGAUCUCAAUUCUAAUAUAUCUGGCAUCCCCCCAAAUUUGGAGCAUGACACAUCUGAUCUCAAUUCAGAAAUUCCACUCUUGACUUAUGGGGAAGAGGAUCCUGAAAUAUCUUCUUAUCGACAUGCUCUAAUUGUUCCUCCAUACAUGAAUAGUGGAAACAGAGUUCAUUCCGUACCUUCUAGUGUUCAGUCUCUUCCAGUGCAACAAAGGUCAAUGGUUCCAAUGAAAGAUAUUGCUGUGUAUGGGUAUGGAAGUGUGGCUUGGAAAGAUCGGAUGGAAGAAUGGAAGAAAAGGCAGAAGGACAAACUUCAGAUGGUGAACCAUGAAGGGAAAAAAUAUGGUGGGAAUUUUGGUGAUGAGUUGGACGACCCUGAUUUACCGUUGAUGGAUGAAGGCAGGCAGCCACUUUCACGAAAGCUACCUAUCCCUUCCAGCAAGAUAAAUCCAUACAGAAUGAUUAUAAUUCUCCGCCUUGUAGUCCUUGGGCUUUUCUUUCAUUAUAGAAUUCUUCACCCAGUUAAUGAUGCAUUUGGCUUGUGGUUGACAUCGGUCAUCUGUGAAAUAUGGUUUGGUGUAUCAUGGAUAAUGGAUCAAUUUCCAAAAUGGUGCCCUAUUGUGCGAGAAACAUACCUUGAUCGUCUGUCACUGAGGUAUGAAAAAGAAGGGAAGCCAUCUGAGUUGUCCUGUGUGGACAUCUUUGUCAGUACAGUUGAUCCCAUGAAAGAACCACCACUGAUAACUGCAAAUACUGUUCUAUCUAUCCUUGCAGUUGACUAUCCAAUUGAUAAAGUUGCAUGCUAUGUCUCAGAUGAUGGUGCUGCCAUGCUUACUUUUGAGGCACUUUCUGAGACAUCUGAAUUUGCCAGAAGAUGGGUGCCAUUUUGUAAAAAAUACAAUAUUGAGCCCCGAGCUCCAGAAUGGUAUUUCAAUCAGAAGAUUGAUUAUCUGAAAAAUAAAGUUCAUCCAGCUUUUGUCAGGGAAAGGAGAGCAAUGAAGAGAGAUUAUGAAGAAUUUAAGGUUAGGAUAAACAGUUUGGUGGCAACUGCACAGAAGGUUCCUGAGGAUGGGUGGACAAUGCAGGAUGGGACUCCGUGGCCUGGAAAUAAUGUGAGGGACCAUCCUGGCAUGAUUCAGGUAUUUCUUGGUCAGGAUGGUGUUCGUGAUAUUGAAGGACAUGAGUUGCCUCGCCUAGUUUAUGUUUCUAGAGAAAAGCGGCCAGGCUUUGAUCAUCACAAAAAGGCUGGGGCAAUGAAUUCUCUGGUACGAGUGUCUGCAGUCAUCUCAAACGCGCCUUAUGUUCUGAAUGUUGAUUGUGAUCACUACAUAAACAAUAGCAAGGCACUUAGAGAAGCCAUGUGUUUCAUGAUGGACCCUCAAGGUGGAAAAAAUAUUUGCUAUGUACAAUUUCCUCAAAGAUUUGAUGGGAUUGACCGGCAUGAUAGAUAUUCAAACAGGAAUGUUGUAUUUUUUGAUAUCAACAUGAAAGGACUGGAUGGACUACAAGGACCAAUUUAUGUUGGAACAGGAUGUGUUUUCAGAAGGCAAGCGCUUUAUGGACGUGAUGCACCUGCCAAGAAGAAGCCCCCAAGUAAAACCUGUAAUUGUUGGCCGAAAUGGUGCUGCCUAUGCUGUGGCUCUCGUAAGAAAAAGAAUGCGAAUACCAAGAAGGAGAAAAAGAAGUUGAAGCCCAGGGAAUCAUCAAGGCAGAUACAUGCACUUGAAAAUAUUGAGGAGGGGUUGCAAGGAUCUAAUGCGGAGAAGUCAUCCUAUUUGACUCAAAUAAAGUUGGAGAAGAGGUUUGGGCAGUCUCCAGUGUUUGUUGCCUCCACUAAUUUAGAAGAUGGUGGAAUUCCACCUGAUGCGAGUCCUGCAUCACUCUUAAAAGAAGCGAUCCAAGUCAUCAGCUGUGGUUAUGAAGAUAAAACGGAGUGGGGCAAAGAAGUUGGGUGGAUUUAUGGUUCUGUGACAGAAGAUAUCUUGACUGGAUUUAAAAUGCAUUGCCAUGGUUGGCGGUCUGUGUAUUGCAUCCCUAAGCGGCCUGCAUUCAAGGGGUCAGCACCUAUCAAUCUUUCAGAUCGUCUGCACCAGGUUCUUCGGUGGGCCCUUGGAUCCGUUGAGAUUUUUUUGAGCAAGCAUUGUCCGAUCUGGUAUGGCUAUGGUGGCGGGUUGAAGUGGUUGGAACGGUUUUCAUACAUAAACUCUGUUAUAUAUCCUUGGACUUCCAUCCCAUUGCUUGUUUACUGUACUCUACCAGCUAUAUGUCUUCUGACAGGAAAAUUUAUUGUACCUGAGAUCAGCAACUAUGCAAGUCUUGUUUUCAUUGCCCUCUUCAUAUCUAUUGCAGCAACUGGUAUCCUUGAGAUGCAAUGGGGUGGUGUCGGUAUAGAUGAUUGGUGGAGGAAUGAACAGUUUUGGGUGAUUGGAGGUGUUUCUUCACACCUUUUUGCCCUCUUUCAAGGUCUGCUGAAGGUGUUGGCUGGUGUUGACACAAAUUUCACUGUGACCUCUAAAGCAGCAGAUGAUGGAGCAUUCUCGGAGCUCUAUAUCUUCAAGUGGACAUCACUAUUAAUUGCUCCAACUACUUUAUUAAUAAUAAAUAUUGUUGGGGUUGUGGUUGGGAUCUCGGAUGCCAUCAACAAUGGUUAUGACUCAUGGGGCCCUCUCUUUGGAAGAUUGUUCUUUGCUUUGUGGGUCAUCAUUCAUCUUUAUCCGUUCCUCAAGGGGUUGCUUGGCAAACAAGAUAGAAUGCCCACUAUCGUUUUGGUUUGGUCAAUCCUAUUAGCAUCCAUAUUGACUCUCAUGUGGGUUAGAAUCAACCCAUUUGUCUCAAGAGAUGGCCCUGUGUUAGAAAUUUGUGGAUUGAAUUGUGAUGAGUCAUGAAUUAUAAAGUGAAAGAGCUGCAUUGUGGAAGAAGCAAAUUCUUUUGGAUAUGGCACUCUAUGCAAUGUUGCACAAAUUUUUUGAUGAAAGUUUUUUUUUUGGGAUGUGUAGAUAAAGAAUGAGAGAAAGAGAGUGGGGAUGUGGUGGACAAAUUGUUCCUUGUAAUAGGGGUUUUCAUUUAUUCUUUCAUUACAUUUCUAGAGUCCAAGUGUUAUUCUUUUUCAUGUUUUAUGUAUUCUUGUAAGAAGCAUUGGAUGAUAAGUUAUUCCCUCUUCAAAAUGAGGGAUCUGCAGUGUAUUAAGGAUUAGUUUUAAGGUCUUAAGGUUUUGUUCUAGCUUAAAACUUUGAACAUGGGCAUGUAACUUCCUGAUCAUUGAAAUCAACAAUUAUGGAUAGAUGUUCUUGUU
This is a messenger RNA of Lotus japonicus, 3980 nucleotides long. RefSeq names its product cellulose synthase A catalytic subunit 6 [UDP-forming]-like. Gene Ontology annotation, biological process: cellulose biosynthetic process; plant-type primary cell wall biogenesis. The record is from RefSeq and is a predicted model, not a curated record. The coding region runs from base 298 to 3573 and encodes 1091 amino acids. Lineage: Eukaryota; Viridiplantae; Streptophyta; Magnoliopsida; Fabales; Fabaceae. Gene Ontology annotation, cellular component: trans-Golgi network; plasma membrane. Gene Ontology annotation, molecular function: cellulose synthase (UDP-forming) activity. The transcript has 14 exons.